AUUUAGAAAGUUGAUCAAAGUUUUUUGCAAAGUUGGCUCACCACGUUUCCCUUGUUUCCACCACGACAACCACGAGGUUCUUUCUCUUCGUACAGUAUAUAAGUGUAGCCGUGACAUGGUAUUUAGUGUCCACCCCUUGGUGGACACCGAAACUGAACGUUGAACGUUGAACGUCUAGACCCCACCUAACCAUAUUCGCACCACUGAAGCCUGCUCCGCAUAUACAGGCUCAUUCCUACGUUCACCUUCAAGUUAAACGAAACCACUGUGGACAUUGCUUCCUUCAGGGCCUACAGACGAGUCUGCCACUUCGUUGCCAUCUUAAUGCGAGGACGUUAAUUGGCAAUAUCUUACUAUGCGUCGCUAUCGUUGUUUCACCCCGACAGUGCUGCUGUUGCAAUCCUUCUUCGCGAUUAUUGCCAACGCAGUGAGCAUCGCUGAGAUACAAGGCCCAGCCUUUCAGUCGCCACUACUUGGGCAGGUUGUUCGCAACGCUACGGGAAUUGUUACAGCCAAAGAUCGGUACGGCUUCUGGCUCCAGGGAGAACCGUCAUCUGACCCGCGUAUCUCGAAUGGUCUUCGGGUCUACGCUCCUGGGCUCGCUCAUCAGACUGAUGUUGGACACUUGCUGUCACUCUCCGGACGCGUAUCUGAGCACAGACAGAAUAACAGACCCAACGACCUCUUUCUUACAGAAUUAAUAGCGCCAUUCGAUCUCUUCAUUCACUCAGUGGAUCAUCCUGUAAUACCUCUAAUCAUCGGUCGCGAAUCAGGGUACGCGCCGCCUUUGGCUAAGGCAUCAGCUCUCGACGAAGGUACAGAAGGCUGGUUAUCAGUUCCAAACAAUGUCACCUUACUGGAGAGCGUUAAUGCAACACUGCAACCCGACAAAUACGGUCUAGAUUUUUGGGAAAGCCUGGAAGGAAACCUGGUGACUAUUGUCAAUCCAACGACGAGCAACUUCCCGGAUAUGUUUGGCUCUCUUUGGGUUUAUGGAGAUUGGGAUGUGAAUGGAAGGAACGAAAGAGGUGGUCUUACUCUGACUUCAGUCGAUGGGCUACCUGACGCACAUCCGGGAGUAAUCCUCAUCGGACGUCCUCUAGACGGCACGAGGAAUCCUAAAGAACCUAUUGGGAGUAUAUUAUCCAACAUCACGGGUGUUGUCACUUAUCAGUUUGGAUAUUAUAGUAUUUUACCCCUUACAGCUCCUAGUGUCAUGACGGAAUCCGACCCUGAUAUCUCGCCCGUCUCUUUCUCGGCUUCAGAAGAGCCAUGCGAGCUCACGAUUGGGGACUACAAUGUCGAGAACAUGUCACCUAGAUCGCGUCAUAUCCCCCUGGUCGCGAAGCAUGUAGUGGAAUACCUUAAGCUGCCCGACAUCCUUUUCCUGCAAGAAAUUCAGUCGGAUUCAGGAUCCAGAAAUAACGGGGUGGUUACGGCUAACAGAACGCUCGCAACUUUCGUCAAGGCCAUCUCGAACACAGCUAGCGAACACUUUAGUUCAAACAGCCCACCUUUUAAGUACGAAUUUGUGAAUAUACCACCUGAGGACAACAUGGAUGGUGGGAAACCAGGAAGCAACAUUCGCGUCGCAUAUCUGUGGAAUCCUAACAAAGUAUCGCUCGUUCCCGGUCACAUUACAGGCAACGCUACUCAGGCUGUCGAAGUGGUGAAAUCGGAUAAGGGUGAAUUGAGUCUCAGUUAUAACCCAGGGCGUGUACAUCCGACCCACGAAGCGUGGGAGGAGACUCGCAAACCCUUAGCCGCAGCAUGGCAGACUAGUACAGGAUCCCGCUUCUUCACGGUGAACGUCCAUCUGAGUUCUAAGCGAUUCGGAUCCUCUCCUCAUGGUGACGCUCGUCCACCGGUAAAUGGCCGUAUUGAACGGAGAACACAGCAAGUGAACGUCACGGCGGACUUUGUAGAAUCUGUUCUCUCCCAAGAUGUGAACGCAAGCAUUAUCCUUGCUGGAGACAUGAACGAUUUCGUACAAACUCGUUCCGUCUUCCAAUCACUCACGAACUUGCUCACGGAUAUCAAUGACGCCUCCGCAGUCGACCCGGUGGAACGGUACACGUAUGUGUAUGAGCAGCAUAUGCAAGAAAUCGACCAUAUGUUCGUCUCGGAUGCUAUCGUGAACCGCGGGACGAAAGUGGAGCAUAUACAUGUCAAUACAUGGGCAAGGUCGACUUCUGAGAGAGCCAGUGAUCAUGACCCAACUGUAGCUAAAGUAUGGGUCUGCGAUAAUCCUUCCAAUACUAAAGACUCAGAAAGACCUUUCCUGCCAGGGCUCACCGCCCCACUGGUCAUACAGAAUCCGCAUGGGUUGAUCUAUUGAAUCUAUUCACUUAUCCCUUGUACUUUAGAGUUCCUCGCGAAGCAAAUUCGAUCUAAGAGAUUUUCGUUUGUUGUGGCACCGCGUAUACGUACUAAGUGAGUGCUAAAGAC
Messenger RNA from Somion occarium, 2448 nucleotides. The record is from the annotation of a GenBank genome assembly. Lineage: Eukaryota; Fungi; Basidiomycota; Agaricomycetes; Polyporales; Cerrenaceae.